Molecule: messenger RNA, 1197 nt
Organism: Colias croceus (clouded yellow)
Lineage: Eukaryota; Metazoa; Arthropoda; Insecta; Lepidoptera; Pieridae
Product: zinc finger matrin-type protein 5
Exons: 4
Coding region: 85-600 (171 amino acids)
Cellular component (GO): U12-type spliceosomal complex
Molecular function (GO): zinc ion binding
Source: RefSeq, a predicted model, not a curated record
AAUCUGGUUCUGGUAAACAAAUAAGAUCUUAUCCAAUAAAGAAAUAACUAAGCAAGUAAAUUUUAGCGUUCUAUUUUAAUAAACAUGGGUAAACGAUACCACUGUGAUUAUUGUGAUAAAACUAUAGUUGCAGCACCUUCUUCGAUAAAAACUCAUAACAGAGGAACUUCCCACCAGAAACUGGUCAAUGAACACUACCAACGAUAUAAAGAACCAGAGGUAAUUUUACAAGAAGAGCUCACAAAAAAGCCAUGUCUACGCUAUGCGGCUGGUCAAUGCCCUUUUGGGAGUAUUUGUAGAUUUUCACAUUACUCAAAUGAAGACAUAAGGGCUUUACAACAAUAUGUUUCUCAAAAGAAAUCUGAUCAAUUGGACACACAAUCAUUUGGGGACAUCUACAAGAAAAUAUCUACGAGACCAGCUCAAAAUGAAUCAUCAAAUUCAAAAGAAACUAUUGUAUAUGAUUCCAAUGGAGUUACCCAUGUUCUACCAUGGUCUUAUAACCCAUUAUAUGAUAAAUAUGGUAAAGACCUUCCGCCCAGCUUGAAGAGAUUGAAAAUUGAAGAUUUUAAUAGCAUAAAUAUAAGUAGUUGGGGAUAGAUUUUAACAGUGGCAUUCGCUAUACCUGAAUAUUUUAAGUAUCCAUGCUUCUUCGUACUCCCUAAAAAUAAUGAAGAUAUAUUAUCUCUAGAAGCUCCACCAAAAUAUCUUCAAGGUAACAAAGAUGUCCCAAUCCUAAGGACAUUGGACAAAUCUAUCAAGGCGCAAACGCCUCAUCCAAAUCUAUUGCAUACAAACAGAAUGAUUGAAAUUAUGAAUUUCAUGAAGGACCACGUGCAAUCAACGCUCUUUCUAUACGAAGAGAUGAAAAGGAUAUCAAGCACACAUCUCAUAAAGGACGAAUUGAGAGAAAUGGUUUCGUAUCUCGAAAGGUCCAAAAGUAGUCAGCUCAAAAAGAAAGUUCUAGACUUUUAUAACGACCAAAGAAUAUCGAUGACGAAAGGUAACACUAAGGACCCUUGGAGAUUCAAGAAGAAUGACCUGGUUAUAAAUUAUAUGAAAGAUCCGUUUAACUAUGGUGUGUUAACGUAAAAAUCACUUGUACCUUCUGAUAUCCUUACAUUUUAGAACAUAGUUCGUAGACGGUAGACCGAACCAAUGUUUAAACAAUAAACGAGAAUGCCUGUUAUUAUAUUU